This is a messenger RNA of Linepithema humile (Argentine ant), 1582 nucleotides long. RefSeq lists its product as uncharacterized. The record is from RefSeq and is a predicted model, not a curated record. NCBI's taxonomy places the organism in Eukaryota, Metazoa, Arthropoda, Insecta, Hymenoptera, Formicidae.
UAACAAGCGAUAUGAUCAAGCCGUAAGAUUAAUGGAAGAACCACAGCCUACGUGGACGGACCACUCUAUUUUAAAAAUAUAUGGGAGAUAUGACAAUUAUGCAAGAAGCAAGAAAAAAGCUAAAAAAAGCUGAAGAAUUAUCAGAACUAGAAUCUUGUCCUGAACAAGAAGAAUUUUUGAAAAAAUCUAGAAAACUUAGAACUGCUAAAAUAAUCAAUAGUUCCAGCAGUAACGAUAAAAAUGAAGAGACAGAAAUGGCAAUAUCUGUGGACCUUCCAAAAGUUCCAAAUAUUUUAAAUCCUCCGUUUAAGAGUUGCAAUACUGAUUUAUUAAAAACGAAAUCAUCUCAAGCACAAAAAGAUUUCAAAUAUGUUAGAAGUAAAGAAAAAAGGACCACGACAGACACACAAAUUGGCCCCAUUGCAUAUCAACAAAAAAAAGAUAUGCAAAACACUAAAGAUUUCUUUAAUGAAUUACUCCAAAAUAAUAACAUUUAUGAGACUGUUGUGCCUGGAAAUUGUGAAAAUUUACAAUCCACUGAAAAUAUUAUCGCCGAACUUCUCAUCGAUGCGAAUAAUGAGAGCGUUACAGUUCCAAUAACCGAAACACCAAUAAAAGAAAACACGAAUCGAACUUUGAUGCUUGAACAAGAUGCACCACGCGCCUUAGAGCAUGACCCCGAAAUGAGACAGAAGGGCGACCCUUCACAAAUAUUCAAUGAAAAUUAUAAUUUCAUACAAGAUUCUAAAGAAUUUCAAAGAUUCGUUAUUCGAAAACUUUUAAAAAUUGAAAUUAAAACGAAUUGCAUUGAGAGAUGCAUAAAACUUAUUGCUAACACGCCAAACAAUAUGGCACAACCAGAACAGAAUGUUAUGGAUGUAUUUGAAGAUCUUCCAUUAAAGACUAAAAAUGAUCUUGAUAUAAUGGAAGACAGAUUGGGCAGAAAUGCUAUUUAUCGCAGUGAAAUGGUUAAACAAUUAACUCGUUUAACUUGCAAAGAUUUGAGAUCUUCAUGCUUGAGUGUUAUCAAACAAACAUUAUCAAAUGAAGUGGCAAAUCAUUAUAGCUGGUACGGUGCUAAAAAGAAAGAAAAUUUUUCCAAAUUGCAUCUAUGUAAAGUAAUUAUGUCUGUAAUUCGAAAAUCGUAUCCCAAUGCAACAGAUGCAGAAAUUUCUGCUCCAUUGAAGGUAUGGUUUGCCCACGCAAAGGAACGCCUAACAAGAGAAACAGAAAAUAACGAUUAAAUAUCACAUCUAUAUUUUUUUUUUGUAAAAAUCCUGAAGCAAAGUGGAAAUCGCCGAUUAAUUUUUUUUUUUAUUUUAUGAUGCUGAAACAAAAAGGAAUAAUAUUUUUGUUUGAUUUCAUUUGAUUCUCUCUUAUUAUCUGAAAGGAUUAUCUCUUUAAUUAUCUGAAGGAUUUUAGAGCAUGCAAUUUACAUAUUGUAACCCUGACAGCACAGCAUAUCCAAAAGACGUCCAGAGGAUAUCUCGAAGACGUUUUUAGGACGACAGGACGUCCUCUGGGCAUCCUUUGGAUGUAUUUUGGACAUGUGUGCUGUCUGGGAAAGUAAUCUCCUUAGAAA